GAAGCGUGGGGCGCGUGCGCUGCUGCGUCCCGAACGCAGUGCCUAGCGCUCCUGGCGCCCGCGGAAGGGCUGGCGUUGGCGCUGGUGGCAGGCCGGUGGCAGGCCAGUGGUGGCAGGCCGGUGGCAGGCCAGUGGUGGCAGGCUGGUGGCAGGCCAGUGGGGGUCCACCGCUACGGCCUCUUCCGGGUACUGAUGGAGUCGUCCCGGAUUCUCUAGGAGGAGGGUCCGCAACUGCGAGCCAGGGAGAACCCGGGACAUCAGCACCUGCUGCCGCGUGAGGGGAGACCCCRGGCUUGAGAGUGAGGUGUGCUGGCGAAGGGAAGGAGGACCUCUAGAUGCCCGGGAACCUCUUUCACAAGAGGAAAAGCUCAGAGGAUGGCGCUUAAUGGGUGCUUCAGUUUGGACUACCAUGGCAACCCCCACCCAGGGGACUUGAUUGAAGUGUUCCGUCCUGGCUAUCAGCACUGGGCGCUGUACUUGGGUGAUGGUUAUGUAAUCAACAUAGCACCUGUAGAUGGCAUUCCUUCAGCAUUUACGAGUGCCAAGUCUGUGUUCAGCACAAAGGCGCUGGUGAAGAUGCAGCUCUUGAAGGAUGUGGUAGGAAAUGACAAAUACCGAAUAAACAACAAAUAUGAUGAAACGCACCCCCCUCUCCCUGUGGAUGAAGUCAUGCAGCGGUCAGAGUUUGUUAUUGGACAAGAGGUGGCAUAUGACUUACUGGUCAACAACUGUGAGCAUUUUGUGACUUUGCUUCGCUAUGGAGAAGGGGUUUCAGAGCAGGCCAACCGAGCAGUAAGUACCAUUGGAUGGGUGACAGCUGCUGUUGGUGCCUUCUCAUUCCUGGGCUUGUUUUCAAAAAGACAAAGAGCAAAAUACUAUUAACAAUUUAUUGAAGAGAUAUUGGAACUGAAGGAAUUUGUGAGGAGGAAAAUAAAUUUUAAAAAAAUCCUGGAAUGAAUACUUACUUUCAACGCAUCAUUAUUGUUCCAAAUUCUGAUGAUGGAUAGCAGGCUCUUUAACAAAUUGCUUUCUGAUAUUAUCUUA
Molecule: messenger RNA, 1044 nt
Organism: Urocitellus parryii (Arctic ground squirrel)
Lineage: Eukaryota; Metazoa; Chordata; Mammalia; Rodentia; Sciuridae
Gene: Plaat1
Product: phospholipase A and acyltransferase 1
Biological process (GO): N-acylphosphatidylethanolamine metabolic process
Cellular component (GO): cytoplasm
Molecular function (GO): A2-type glycerophospholipase activity; glycerophospholipid phospholipase A1 activity
Source: RefSeq, a predicted model, not a curated record